Messenger RNA from Setaria italica (foxtail millet), 1136 nucleotides. Its product is annotated as transcription initiation factor TFIID subunit 7. Gene Ontology annotation, molecular function: RNA polymerase II general transcription initiation factor activity. Bases 157 to 750 code for a protein of 197 amino acids. The record is from RefSeq and is a predicted model, not a curated record. The transcript has 5 exons. Lineage: Eukaryota; Viridiplantae; Streptophyta; Magnoliopsida; Poales; Poaceae. Gene Ontology annotation, cellular component: transcription factor TFIID complex. Gene Ontology annotation, biological process: transcription initiation at RNA polymerase II promoter; RNA polymerase II preinitiation complex assembly.
GAACUCUCCAGUUUCGCCCCGAACGAUAAAACGCCGCAAGGGGGGGUGUUGGGGGAUUUGGCCCUGUCCUCCGCGCGAUUCAGCCCAGCGAACGCUGGCCUGAAGUCGGAGACAGUCUCUUCGAUUCCCCCCGUCCCCGGUGGAAUUGGAGCUGCGAUGGAGGAGCAGUUCAUCCUCCGCGUGCCGCCGUCCGUGGCGGAGCGGAUCGAGCGCCUCAUGAACGAAUCCGCCGCCUCCUCCUCCAACCCUGACGACGCCUCCCUCGACCUCUCCUUCUCAGAGGAUGGAAGAAAUGGUACAUUUAUGAUUGACAAUGAAAGGUUUCCUGCAUCUCUCUUGGAUUUACCUGCGGUGGUGGAGUCAUACAAGACUUAUGAUGACUCUGUACUAAUUAAAACUGCUGAUAUUGGUCAGAUGAUUAUGGUAAGAGAAGAAAAUGACCCUGCUCCAGAGGGAGUUGAAUACAAGCAUGGGCUUACUCCUCCAAUGAGGGAUGCACGCAGACGCCGUUUCCGCAGAGAACCAGACUUGAAUGCAGAGCUGGUUAACCAAGUUGAGAAGCAUCUCAUCAAUAUUAUGCAUGGAGUAUCUGUCAACCAGAAUGCCAGUGUAAUAGGAGGUGAGGAAGGUGGUGAGCGUAAGAAACCUCCAGUAGCCCGUGCACCCAAGCAGCCUGAUGUUCAAGAGCCAGCUGCAAAUGGCGAGGAAGCUGAACCUGAGAGAAGCGACUCGGAAGAGUCUGAUAACUGAAGUGGACCUGAAUAGUGCAGCAGCAGUGGCCCAAAUGACCCAGGUUAAACUUUGCAUUUUAAAUCAGAGUGUAUAUCUGUAACAAUGAUGGCUGUUGUCUAAUGUAUGCUGUGGACUAUUAUCAUAAAAAAUUUCUUAGACUUCAGCAUGUUGUUUACUAUUGUAGUGCCAGAUGCAGCUGUGUGCUUGAGUGGACUCAUUCGCACGCAGGACGUACUGUUCCUACUAGGCCAGGUAGUAGCAGUUUCCGUCUGAUAUUUAUCAUAAGAUUACUUGUUGAUAGGAACCCCCUCCACCUCUUUAUACAGAAGGUUAUAUAUUGGGAUUUAUAAAUACCGUAAGACAGUUGAAAGAAAACAUUAGGACUGCAUCUGUCCUUUGUUCAA